Molecule: messenger RNA, 1275 nt
Organism: Adineta ricciae
Lineage: Eukaryota; Metazoa; Rotifera; Eurotatoria; Adinetida; Adinetidae
Source: the annotation of a GenBank genome assembly
AUGGUCAUACAGGAAAAUAUACCAUCACGAACGCCUCCUUUACACCAUUUACUUAGUGAUCCUCAUUCAUCAGAUCACGUGCAACAGCAACAUUCAACAAUAACAGCAAAUAUGGCAUUAACAACUGAACGUGAAGCUUAUUUGCGCUUAGCAGCCCAUUCAAUGGAAAAUUCCAGACAAUUAGUACCCAAUUUCAAUAUUCGUUCACCUAAAUCUUAUGGAGGUUAUGUUGCGCCAAUAAAUCAAACUCAUGCUACCGGAUAUGAACAACAAAGAACACCUUAUCCCAAUGGUUUGUCUUCAUCAUCAUCCUCCUAUAGCCAAGCUUUUAGUGAUACGAAUUUGUACAUAAAGAAUCUACCACCAGAGUAUUCCGAUAAAGAUCUUGCUGCACUCGUCGAAGGAUGUGGUCGUAUCAAAUCAAUGAAAGCAAUAAUUGAUAAACAAACAAAUAAAUGUAAAGGCUUUGGUUUUAUCGAUUUUGAAUCGCACGAAGAUGCCCAAAAUGCAAUAGCCGAAUUACAAAAGAAGGGCUACACAGCUCAACUAGCUAAGUCAUCACAGCAACAGGAGCAAGAUGAAACGAACCUAUAUUUUGCAAAUCUGGAUAUUAAUAUGACAGAGCAAGAUUUACGACAGGCUCUUAGUGAUUAUGGAACGGUUGUUAGUGUACGCAUUCUUCGUGAUCAAGAAAAACAUUCACGCGGUGUUGGUUUCGCACGAAUGAACGAUAGAAAACAAUGUCAAGACAUUAUUGAUCAAUUCCAUAAUAAAACUUUUCCAAAUUUUACUGAUAAGCCCGUACAAGUUAAAUUUGCUGAUGCUAGUAAAAAUAAAAAGGUAUAUAAAACAAGUUUUGAUGACAUGAAGAGUGGCCCUCCAUUAUAUACACCUAUAGACCAAACAGGAUCUUAUCCACCUCAAGCUGUUCUCUAUCCACCCUGGCCACAACUUCCACCAUCACAAGUUCCAACACAGCAGGCACCGCCACAUCCAAUCUACGGUCAACCAGCACCGUUACGACAGGCAUUGGCCGGUUACAAUCAUCCGAUUCCGCCUUAUAUGCAAUCAUCUCACGAACCUGGUGCCGCAUUCGUACUACCAUUACCUGUACAACAAUUACAACAGUUACAAAUUGCCAAUGGUCAUCCCGGAGCAUAUUGCGUUGUUAAUUCUCCUCAUCAUGCCCUUUUUAUGUCAGCAGCUCAACAGCAAUCACAAGCACAACAACCACCGCCACCACAUGAUCAAUAUAUUUCUAGCAAGCACGAAUAG